This is a messenger RNA of Arachis ipaensis, 432 nucleotides long. The record is from RefSeq and is a predicted model, not a curated record. Lineage: Eukaryota; Viridiplantae; Streptophyta; Magnoliopsida; Fabales; Fabaceae.
AUGGCUCUUGGUGGCUACAGUAAUGUAAUUAUGAUUGUUAUAGUCACAAUUUUUUUCCCUUGCAUUGCUAUGGGCACUGAAUAUGUAGUUGGAGAUCAUCAUGGAUGGGCAACAGGCUUUGAUUACAACAUUUGGGCUGCAGAUAAAGUCUUCAAAGUUGGAGACUCACUUGUUGGGCAACACAAUGUGUACAAAGUAAAUGCAACAGCGUUCCAGAACUGCACCGUGCCUUCAAAUCACAGCGACGCAUUGAGGAGUGGAAAUGAUGUUAUUGUGUUGGCAAGUCCAGGGCAAAAAUGGUAUCUAUGUGGUGUUGGCGAGCACUGCACCACAGGGCAAAAGCUUGCGAUUACAGUAGUGGCUAGCACAAUAUCUUCAUCACCUUCACCUGUUCAACAUACUAAGAAGCUUUUUGGAGGAUUUCAUUUUUGA